GCAAAAUCUCAUUUUAAUUUUUCGGUUCUUCCACCAAACUUCCGCCAUCAACAGACUGGCAGACUCCAGUUCUUCAAAACGCAUUCCUACUCCAUUAUGUUAUGCUUUAAUUAAUUGUGGAAUCCAAACUAUGCUAUUACUAUAAAAACACUUGCAUUUCAAAAUUCAGUGUACUCUCUGUUUCCUAAAAGUCAACUCAUUCAGUUCCCCUUCCAGCCCACCACCCCCUCUCCAGCUUUUAAAAGUUGAAAAUUCACCGAACCUAAACUGACCAAACACAAAUAGACUAAAAACUGUUUCUGGGUUUUCCUCUCCGUUCCCGAAUCUCAAAUGGGUCGGAAGCCAAAUGAGUCCGAUACCAAUAGGUUGGGUUCAAAGAUUCUUCUUUUUUUGGGGAUUGUAUCAUGCACAAUGGUGUAUUUGUUCAUGUCAGCUGUGUUGAGGCCUUCUGAAAUUACGAUUACUGAGCCUUUGACCAAAUUGGAUGAAGAAAGUGGGAGUCUCGAAGGUGAUGAAAGCGCCGGUUGCUGCAGAGGGAUCCCUCAAUUGGAGUUGUGGGGGCCUGCUGUGAAGUGGGGUACAGAUUUUAAGUUUAAUUCUUCUGAGGAAUGUUGUAAGGCUUGUAAAGCAAUGUGUACAGGAAAAGAUGGGCCUUGUUUGUGUGAUUCUUGGGUUUUUUGUGGGAACAGAGAAGCUUGUGGAUCACAUUUUGGUGAGUGCUGGUUGAAGAAACAGAAAGACACUCUUAACCCUGAUCGGCAGGAAGCAGGGAACAAAGUUAUGUGGACUUCUGGCCUUGUUUUUGGAAAGGGAGAAGGCAUUAUUGGGAUGGAAACUGAGUAUGGAACGCUUCACAUAAAGCUGUUGCCUGAAUGUUCGCCACAUUCAGUUAACUACAUACUAGAGUUGUUGGCGUUGCGCCAUUGUGCAGGAUGUCAUUUUUAUCGUGCUGAAAUGCGUGGUCAAUCUUGGGAUUCGCAGGGAAACCACAUAAAAGAUGCUUCGUUUGGUCCUCCAUUCGCCCUAAUUCAAGGAACACUUGAUGCCCAAGGGACAGCUUUCAAUGGCAUGCCCACUGAGUUCUGUCCAACCCUGCAAUGGGGAUCUGUAGCGUGGGUUGGUGCCGGCCCUGAAUUCUUCAUAAGCCUAGCGAAUCAUGCAGAGUGGAAAAAAUCUUACACAGUCUUCGGGACUGUACUCCCCGAGGACAUGGUGAUUGCAGAGAAAAUUGCUCAGCUUCCCACCGAACCAGAUGUUUGGAACAAUAUCAAUGUGGCAGUGUUGAAGAAAACUGUACCUUUAAUGCUUCGCAGAACAAAGAGCAGUGAGGGACUAAACCUGAGCUCUAAAUAGGAUACAACUCGUUAUAGCAGCUAGUUUGUAAAUUAGCUUAAAAGCUACUAUCUUUUUCUUCAGUUUACAGUUCCAAACUGCAAGAGACUGCAUUAAGCUUGCAUUCAACAGAAUACAGAAAAAAAAAGCUUAAGAGAUUGGCUUUUAACCCUCUAUUUCUUUUCUUGAGAGUGGAACACCAAAUUAAAAGGAAAUUUCAUUAGAGGGAGCCAAAAAAGCUUCGCAUAUUGAUAGUUGAUCCGGCAGAAGUUUGGAUGGAACUUUAAUUUUUAUAGUUUGAAUUUAAAUGAAAACUGAGGAAUUGUUUGUAUAGGCAGUUUGAUCAUUCCUUC
Oldenlandia corymbosa var. corymbosa is the source of this 1685-nucleotide messenger RNA. The record is from the annotation of a GenBank genome assembly. Lineage: Eukaryota; Viridiplantae; Streptophyta; Magnoliopsida; Gentianales; Rubiaceae.